GAUACCAGAGAGUGGAGAGAGUGAGAGAGGCGAGCCUUUGAAUCUCUGCGGUGCAGAGCUGGAAAAGCUGCUUCUCAGCGAAAAUCAGACGCCCUAUUUACACUGCUCCUUUUAUUUUCCUGGAGAAAAAAGGGACUUACAACCAAGAAGUUGCAACGAGGACUGGUGCCCGUCUCAGCGAAUUAACGUGGUAUUUCUUUUAAUAUUAUUAUUUAUGUUUAUUUUUUUUUUAAAUACUGGAGUGACUGGGGUUUUACUUUUGCACUGAGACGCACAGCUUUCUACCUCCUGCCUGGUCUCUCUGCCAGAUUAUCCCUGCAGAAGUAGGCUAUAUGACGCAAAUCGUGUGCAGAGCAGUAGUCUGAAAGUUUUCCUCCACGACUUUUUUUUUUUUUUUCAUUUUCCUUUUUUUCCACCAACCACACGCUGUUUCAUGCUACAGCAAGUCAGUGCACAGCGGUGGAGGAGCCAAAAGAACUAUUGCAUGAAACAAGAAAGGAGAGAAGAGACGCUGAUUAAUAAGUCAGUUUUUGCGACGCUUGCCAGUACUUUUGCAUAUCUGCAAAAGAGUCGCGACAACAACAUGAGCGCAGAGCUGAGCAUGGGGCCGGAGCUGCCCAGCAGUCCUCUGGCUCUGGAAUAUGUGAAUGAUUUUGACCUGAUGAAGUUUGACGUGAAGAAGGAAGGCCUGGCCGGGCUGGAUCGCAAUGGGGUGCGCCAGUGUAACCGUCUCCAACCCCAAGGCUCUGUGUCUUCAACCCCUAUCAGUACACCCUGCAGCUCGGUGCCCUCCUCACCCAGCUUCAGUCCCACAGAGCAGAAAAACCACCUGGAGGAGCUGUACUGGAUGCCGAACAACGGGUACCACCAGCAGAUAGACCCGCAGACGCUAAGCCUGACCCCAGAGGACGCAGUGGAGGCCUUGAUUGGAGCGACAGCUCACGGCCACCCUCCGCCUCCGCACGUCCAACAGCAGCUGCAGCAGCAAGGAGCUUUCGAGGGCUACAGGGGCCCGCAUCACCACCACAGCCAUCACGGCCACAGCCAGCAACAUCAUCACCCCUAUGCGGGGGGCAUCCCGCACCAUGCCGAGGAACUUUCCGGGCACCCGGGCGGACACAGCCACCCACAUAGCCAGCAUCAUCAUCACCACAGCCAGGACCCCGACAGUCCAUCCCCGGUCUCCCCAGAGUCCCACCAGCCGCUCCACCAUCAUCGUCACCAUCAUCAUCACCAUCCGCACGGCCACUUGAGCCAGUCAGCAGCGCACCACAGCUCCGGGGGCGGACUCAACGUGGAGGACCGUUUCUCCGACGAGCAGCUGGUAUCCAUGUCGGUGAGGGAGCUCAACAGACACCUACGGGGCUUCAGCAAGGACGAGGUCAUCCGUCUCAAGCAGAAGAGGAGGACCCUGAAGAACCGGGGCUACGCUCAGUCCUGCCGGUUCAAGCGGGUGCAGCAGAAGCACGUGCUGGAGAACGAGAAGACGCAGCUGCUGAACCAGGUGGAGCAGCUGAAGGCGGAGAUCACCCGGCUGGCGAGGGAGAGGGACGCCUACAAACUCAAGUGUGAGAAACUGACGGGGUCAGGGACCAAUAACGGGUUCCGCGAGGCUGGCUCAACCAGUGACACCCCUUCAUCACCAGAGUUUUUCAUGUGAGUUGUCAUAGCCUUUUCUUGUGAAUCACCCACCCCCCAAAAAACAAACUCUCCCCCCCUCCACCCCCCACCUUUACUUUCUGACUUUGCUGAUGAGCAAACGAUAAUAAUCCACACCUCCCAUACUGUUUGAUUAUACUAAUAACGGUAACAAUUAUAUUCAUAUUAGAAGAGUAAUCCAUCAAAUAGUAUUCUCAUAUAUAAUCAUCUCACCAUCCACGUGUCAACUGAGAUACAAAGAGCAAUGUAGAGUGUCUGAUCAGUCGCAGCAUCUUUGUAGAUUAGUUGCUUGUAGUGAAGAGACUUUUUUCUUCUUCUUCUUCUUCAAAGAAGAGGAGCGGCUGAUGAACUUUUUAUUUUUUAUUUUUUUUUCUCAUUCGAGGAUCCAGCUUUCAAAUCAUCUGUAAGUAGUGUGGGAUGGCGGCAAGGUAGUUGUAAUUUUGCUGACAUUGUUAUGAAACAACAACAAGCAGGCCCGGCCUCACUGCCUGCAACUCACGAGACUCACAUUCGACAAGUGGGCCCGAGAAAAUCUCCAAAAAACGGGACACCACUUUAUGCAAAUUUAACUUCCGUCUACGAAACCGUCACGGGAGGGGACAUUUUAUGCAACAUCUCAUUGAUUUAUUGCCUGCUUGGUUAUAUUCGAAUAUAUAUUGAAAAUAAAAAAAAAAAAAUCUGCAUUAAAUAUUAAUCCUGCAUGCUGGACAUGUACGGUAAUAAUUUCUAUUUUGUACCUUCAUCUUCUCGUGUAUAUUAAGAGCAUGUUGUUGAUCUGCGCUUCUCCAUUGUUUUUUUUGUUUUUU
This is a messenger RNA of Archocentrus centrarchus (flier cichlid), 2465 nucleotides long. RefSeq names its product MAF bZIP transcription factor Ba (gene mafba). The coding region runs from base 434 to 1660 and encodes 408 amino acids. Gene Ontology annotation, molecular function: DNA-binding transcription factor activity, RNA polymerase II-specific; RNA polymerase II cis-regulatory region sequence-specific DNA binding. Gene Ontology annotation, biological process: regulation of transcription by RNA polymerase II. The record is from RefSeq and is a predicted model, not a curated record. The transcript has a single exon. Lineage: Eukaryota; Metazoa; Chordata; Actinopteri; Cichliformes; Cichlidae. Gene Ontology annotation, cellular component: nucleus.